AUGGCAGAUAUCCAAAAUCCAUUUGCCCUUCAUGCCAAGAAAACCAGACAAGAUCCUAAAAUGAUUGGACUGUGGAAGGUCGGUCGAACACUGGGGAAAGGAUUUUCAGGUCACGUAAGAAUUGCGCGACACUCGAAAACAGGUCAGUAUGCUGCCAUCAAGAUCAUCCCAAAAAAUGCACUGGGAAGUCGAGUGUCUUUGAAUCGUCUUGCCGAUGAGGUAGAACACAAUCUUUUGGCUGUUGAGAGGGAAAUUGUUGUCAUGAAGCUUAUCGACCAUCCAAACAUCAUGAAGAUUUACGAUGUUUGGGAAACAUCAAGCAGCCUAUAUCUCAUUCUCGAGUAUGUUCAAGGCGGAGAGCUCUUCGAUUAUCUGUGCAACAAGGGUCGCCGCCCCACUGCUGAGGUUGUGAACUAUUUUCAGCAGAUUAUUUGCGCUGUUGAUCAUUGCCACCGCUAUAAUAUUGCUCAUCGUGACCUAAAACUCGAGAAUAUUCUCAUUGAUCAAGAUUCCAACAUCAAGGUCGCUGACUUUGGUAUGGCUACAUGGCAAGGUGACUCGCGUGCAAAGCUUCUUCGUACCUCCUGCGGCAGUCCUCACUAUGCAGCGCCUGAAAUCAUCUCUGGAAAGCCGUAUAAUGGUUCUGCCUCCGAUAUUUGGUCUUGUGGUAUCAUUCUUUACGCUCUGCUCGCGGCCAAACUGCCCUUCGAUGACGACGACUGUCCCACACUGUUACGCAAAAUAUCUAUUGGAUACUUUGAAAUGCCACAUGAUAUUGAUCGACGUGCGCAGGACUUGAUAUCUCGUAUGCUUACGACGGAUGUUGAUAAGCGUAUUACUAUGCCGGAGAUCAUGCGACAUCCAUUCUUUUUGUCAUAUCCCCUGAAAAACCCGAAAGCGAUGCCCUCAGAUCCUGACAUGGACCUUAUUGCCAAACCGAUUGGAAGCUUGUCUACUAUUGAUCCGGAUAUUUUUGCGAACCUGCGAACCUUGUGGCAUGGCACUCCAGACUCAAGGAUCAUUGAAAGGCUGAUGAGUUCCGAGCGCAACUGGGAAAAGGGGAUAUACCAUCUACUUGUAGCAUAUCGUAAAAAAUACCUCGCAAACCGGCAGCAAGAGCUUGAGGAAGCCCAGUCUCAAGCCAAUUCCAUGGACCACAGGAGCAUGCGUCGUAGAGACCGAGCUUUCCUAGCGUCUGCAUUGCCUCCGCGUGAUGCACCAGCUACUUCACGAAGCGACAAGCAUCCGGACGGCUUUACAUCUUCAUCUAAUGAGUCUCUGAGAUGUAGCCCUUUUCCUUCCAUCUCUCUGUCUGCCCCAUCGCCGGAAAAAAAGAGGUUACGUUCAAAUAAUAUGGAUCUACCCAAGCUUGAUGUGCCGGAAUUGGAGGACGAGAAAAUGCAGGCAUUCUUUCAGCAGGUUGCGAAUCAUCUCAACGUUCUGAACGAAAAAACGUCGGGGACAGAGGCUCGUCAGGGACCAUCGACAAACUUAUUCUCAGAACGUCUCGCUCCAGUGCCACAUAUACCCCUUAACAUUCCGACAUCCCUACUCAAACCCGAAGAUCAUCUGGAAGAACUGGGUGCACUGAGCCGAACAAUACUACAAGAAACAACAAGAGACCCGAAAGGAAACACCAAGCCUCUGACUCUCCGUCGCAAGAAUCGUAUGCCACUUCAACCGAUUAUUACCAUUGACACAGAUGGGAAAGAGAACGUUAUUCCUAUCACAGAGUCUGUUAUCAUGCAUGGACAAUCUCCACUUACUCUGCAUACUGGUACAAUGGAGGACCAACAUUAUUCUGAGAACACCAAGACGCCCACUAACGCAAAACCGUUGAAGCUUAAGAAAAGAAGGCCGUCGCCAGCGCCUGUCUCGCCUUUGUUUUCUGAAGCUGGUUCCUCGUUUUCUCUACCUUCUUCGGUAGGUAAUGCUGCACGACGAAGUUGGUUUGAUAAUGUCUUCAAAUUCAAGCCCGCGACAUAUAGCCUUCUGUCGCGAUAUGACGUGCAUACCACACAGUCAGAAUGCCGACGACUUCUUAUGGACAUGAACAUGCUCGUCUCGCUCGAAGAUUCUGAUAAGCUUGGUGUUUUGAAAUGCCGCUCUCAUGAUGUCAAGGAUGCCAAUAACAUCAUGUUGGGUCUCAAAUCUGUUAAAUUCAGGGUCGAGAUGCAGUGGCCUACACCUCAACUGUGCCACGAAGGAUAUCUCGUAUCUCUCCUUUUGGUUCAGGAAAAGGGUUCUUUGGAGGCAUUCAAAGCGAUAUACCACGAGUUGGUAGAGACGUGGACACUGGGUUACUCGGAUCGAUCACCACGUUUGGGUUAUAGGACGCCUUCCCCGACCAACGCAGUUGGUGGUUCCUUGAACCAUCGUUAA
Molecule: messenger RNA, 2382 nt
Organism: Psilocybe cubensis
Lineage: Eukaryota; Fungi; Basidiomycota; Agaricomycetes; Agaricales; Agrocybaceae
Exons: 2
Coding region: 1-2382 (793 amino acids)
Biological process (GO): protein phosphorylation; intracellular signal transduction
Cellular component (GO): cytoplasm
Molecular function (GO): protein serine/threonine kinase activity; ATP binding
Source: RefSeq, a predicted model, not a curated record